AUGACAAGGAAGUUCCUGAAUCUGACGAGCAUGUUAUUUGGAGAAUUCAUGGAAAUGGAGAUGCGUAAACCAGCAAAGCUAGGUGGUUCUUUUUUGAGUUUAUUAUCACCAGAACCCUGCAUUGGUGAGUUAGAAUUGGGGAAGCUUCACUCUGCUUGCAAAGAUUGGGGUUUCUUUCAGGUGGUAAACCAUGGUGUUGACAUUUCAUUGUUGGAGAAAGUGAAAACAGAAAUUCAAGAUUUCUUCAAUCUCCCGAUGGAUGAAAAAAAGAAGUUUUGGCAGGAAGAAGGAGAUGUGGAAGGAUUUGGACAAAUGUUCGUUCAAUCAGAAGACCAGAAACUUGAUUGGGCAGAUAUGUUUUACAUGCUUAUUCUUCCUCGACAUAAGAGGAAUCCGCAGCUAUUUCCCAAACUCCCUCUACCUCUCAGAGCGUUAAGUGGUCAAAUGCGUAAGCAUGUGGCCCGCACGUGGAAAUCGAUUGACAUUUAUACCCUUCUGUCCACCAAGAUGAAAAUCUAG
Messenger RNA from Papaver somniferum (opium poppy), 519 nucleotides. Its product is annotated as thebaine 6-O-demethylase-like. NCBI's taxonomy places the organism in Eukaryota, Viridiplantae, Streptophyta, Magnoliopsida, Ranunculales, Papaveraceae. Bases 1 to 519 code for a protein of 172 amino acids. The transcript has 4 exons. The record is from RefSeq and is a predicted model, not a curated record.